This is a messenger RNA of Cicer arietinum (chickpea), 514 nucleotides long. RefSeq lists its product as uncharacterized. The record is from RefSeq and is a predicted model, not a curated record. Lineage: Eukaryota; Viridiplantae; Streptophyta; Magnoliopsida; Fabales; Fabaceae.
AUCAUUUCCAACACCGAAAUCAAUCACAUCUAUAUUUCUCAAUAGUUGCCUCUCUGAGUCUCUCUUGUAUUGUAUUUGUAGCAAUGGCAACCAAUUCUGUGAAGUGUACUUUGGUGACCAUUUUCAUCUUUGCCAUGGCUCUGUCUCCCACUUUACCAUCAUGUGACGCUGCACGUGUUCCAUUAGCAGUUAAUAAUGGACCCAUAUGCCCUACUUGUGUGUGCUGCACUCCACCACCCCCUGGCUCUUGCUGCAAACAGUGUUGUGCUUCACCAAUUGAAUCUCAAACCAUUGGUCAAUCUCCAUAAUAGGGAAAUCACUCACAUGUCCAUUUAUUAUUUAUAUUAUUAAGAUUUUUACUUUUUUCGAAUAAAAACUAUGUUAUUUUAUGUGUAAGAAUCAUUAUCAUGAUCAUAACAAUAAAUAAAUAAAUAAAAGAAUCAAUAUCAUGAUGUUAAUUACCAUCAUCAAGGACUUUAUGCCAUACAUGAGAAUGGAUCCUAAAAGUUAUAAA